Molecule: messenger RNA, 170 nt
Organism: Racocetra persica
Lineage: Eukaryota; Fungi; Glomeromycota; Glomeromycetes; Diversisporales; Gigasporaceae
Source: the annotation of a GenBank genome assembly
AAACAAUUCCAACAUGUUGGAAUUGUUUAUCAUCAAAUCGAGGUGUUUGUUAUAUCGAAGAAACAACCGAUGAAAAAGGAUCAUCACAAUUUUUCAGGCUGGAACCUGAAAAAUUGUUAUUAAUUAUUGUAUCUAAUCAAGAACAGAAUAAACAGGAAAACUUAUCUAAA